UAACAAUAUAUAAAUAAUUAAAUUGAAAUAUUUAUAUAAAAUAAAAAUAGAAAACAACCAACCAAAAUACAAGGAAGACAAAACCCCAAUUGUGGUUUUUACCAGGGAAAUAAGAAACCUAGGCUAAUGCAAAAUGUACCCAGAAUUGCCAAUUGCCUUCUUUUCUCAGUGAACUACUCUAAACAGCUGGGUAAAUAUCUUCUUCUAGUUGAAGCAUGGCGGAAGUGCUUUCUGUGAGUCAAAGCUCUGAACAGCCCAACAUAUUGGCCGAAGCAGUCACUAAUCAAAACCCACUGCCGAAUAUUUCUCAAAAUGAAACUGAAAAAGGGCAGCAUCAAAAUAUUCGUGAGGAAUUCACGCACAAGAAUCGCCUUCAAGAAUUAACCCAGCGAUCAUCCCUAGGUCGUCCUAUUUAUCAGACUAUCAAUGCAGGCUCUCAGCAUGCACCCCUAUUUCAGUCCAGUGUUUUUGUUGAUGGGGUUUGGUAUACCUCUCCUAGCACAUUUUCACAUCUGAAGGCUGCAGAGCAGGAUGCUGCAAAAGUUGCCUUGAUUGGCGUGAAAGAAAAGAUGAAAAACGAGGGAUGCCCUCUUAUUCGUGAGGAUACGGUGUUUUGUAAGUCUAUCCUGAAUGAGUAUGCUGUUAAAAUGAACCUGGAGAAACCUACUUAUCAGACAGUUCAAUCUGCGGCAUUGCUUCCUGUUUUUAAGUCUACAGCGGUCUUCAAUGGUAUUCAUUAUAGGGGUGAAACGGGGAAAAACAAGAAAGAAGCUGAACAGCUGGCAGCUAGAGCAGCUGUCAUGUCUAUCUUAGAAACCGGUGCUGGAACUGUGAUGUUUGAGAUCAUCAAGUCUAAACGCAAGCUUUAUGAGGCACUAGAUAAAGUUCAAGAUACAAGUGAUUUUAAUGCUGGCUUCAUGCCAAUGGAAUCUGGUCGUCCAGUUCAUGUGGAUAAAAGAAAAGAAGUUGAAACUAUUGGAGAUCAUGGGGAAAGGGCUAAUAAUGGACUUUUAGCAUAUAGUUUGGGACAACCUAGUGAUGCUCAGGCAUCAGCUCAGCUUCAUGUGUUUAAAAGGCCAAAACAAGGAUCUUCAUCAGUAGAAGUGCCCUCUCCCAUAGUAUUUGUGCCCCCUGUCCGGGAUCCAUCUUUGGUUUGCUCAACUUCCGGAAAGAAACGGCGAAACAGGAAAAAAGCAAAGAAAAAUGUGCAAGUUGACCCUCAGGUGCCUGCUGCUACUUUGCCAUUGGCUCAAACUCCUCCCUGCUCGGUGGCACAGUGAGUUUCUUAGGCGAUCAUUAUUGUCAGAGGUUUCAAGUUCUGUUGCAUUUGCAAGAAUGGAGGCUAAGUCCGUUACGAUAACAAGGCAUAUAUGUAUGUUAUCUUACGUAAAUUGUUGCUCCGUGUAGUAACUUGGUACAAAAAGUGUGUUAAAGACGUGCCACUUUUACUGUAGUUGUGUUUAGUUUCUUUAUGGAUUCGUGAAAUACUUGUGAAUUUCCUAGUUUUGGUAUGCUUUUUUACUUCC
Messenger RNA from Capsicum annuum, 1526 nucleotides. RefSeq names its product double-stranded RNA-binding protein 4. Gene Ontology annotation, cellular component: nucleus. The record is from RefSeq and is a predicted model, not a curated record. Lineage: Eukaryota; Viridiplantae; Streptophyta; Magnoliopsida; Solanales; Solanaceae. The transcript has 6 exons. The coding region runs from base 216 to 1280 and encodes 354 amino acids. Gene Ontology annotation, biological process: regulation of gene expression; rRNA processing. Gene Ontology annotation, molecular function: ribonuclease III activity; double-stranded RNA binding.